AUUUUAUAGAGAAGGACUUGUUUGUUUUCGUUCGAAAGCUAGCUUUUCUCAACUCUUUUGACAUCCUAUUCCGCUUUAUAACCAUAUUAUGUUACAACACAGCUAAUUCAUAUUUAAUCAGCAAUGACAUGGCAGAGAGUGAGCUUGCUACGUUCAGAGAGCGUUGGAAACACGAGUUAAAGAGUAAAAAAGAAGAUCAGCGGCUUGUUUGUGUAGCUUCUUCCUCCAGGCAUGUUUCUGAUAACUUGGGUCAGAGAGACUUAAAAGAUACCAACGAGUCCAACCAUCAUUUAACACAAAAAGAGACUAGUUACAUUGAGGAUGAAGAAUUUGUCGGAAGAAAAAAGAAAACUGCCGUAGAAACAGAUGAUCAACCUGAGUAUGUGUCCAUUGCACGCAGUUUACUAGAUGGGAGGACCAGUCCCCUGUUGGACAGGAUUCAGGAGGAGAGAACCAGGAGAAAAAGGCUCUAUCAAAACAUGACCGAUGCCUGCAGUGCAUCCUUGAAGCAGCUAAGACAGCCUCAGAAAAAGGUCAAAAAAGAAGAGGAGCUGGUGGAUCAACUCAUUCAAGAUCUGAAUGAAGUAAAUGACAUCCCCUUCUUUGACAUUGAGUUGCCAUAUGAGUUAGCCUUGAAGAUAUUCCAGUAUCUCAACUGUGCUGAACUUGGCCGUUGUGCCCAGGUGAGCAGGGCAUGGAGAGUCCUUGCAGAGGACGGCGUUCUGUGGUUCAAGCUGUGCAUGAGGGAGGGAUACCAUCAGAGCGCCAGUGUGCCUGACUCCCCCUGCUGGAAGAGCACCCUGCGAGACUGCAGGAACUUGGCCAAAACUGUGCAAUCCAACUGGAAGAAUCGAGUGGGAUCGAUUAGCCAGCUGCAGUUCGAGCUGGGGAAGGUGUUGUGUGACGUCAGCUCCUGCGACAACUUUGUCUUAGCCGGGUACACAUCCGGUGAUGUGAGGCUGUGGGAUACACUGCAUUGGGACUCAACAGCCUCCUACCUGAAGACCAACAGUCUGUCGGCUAACACAAACCCCAGACCACAUGUCAGUCAUGUCCAGGUCAACAGCACAGUGGCUGCUGCUGCAUAUGAAGAUGGCUGUGUAGACCUGUGGAGCACAGAAACAGGUGGGGAGCCCAUCCACCACUACCAGAGCCCAGGAAGGAUCCAGGCUCUGGCGUUGAGUCCAGAUUGUCCCGUCUUGAUCUCUGCUGCUGGAUCAGACGUCCGGCUUGACAGUGCCACUGACUGUGGCUACUGGAGGACAGUGUGCCAGACUCGGCUUCCUAAUACUGUGAGUCAGGUAGAGAGUCUGAUUUUGGUACCGGGCAUGGCAGACCAGUGUCCGCUGGCUGCUUUGGCAGCAGGAGAUGCUGUCUACUUGUUGAACCCCAGAGAAGAGGAGCCACAGACGCUGCACUCAGUCUAUGGCCAUCCUGUAACCUGUCUGGAUGCAUCUGACUCCCUUGUUGGUUUUGGGGUGAAGCGCACAGGCUGGGCCAUGCAUGAUGGUGGCAACAAGAUCCACGUCUACAGCCUAGAGACGAGCAAACCAGCAGUUUGCGUCGGCAACUCCCCAGGAGAUUUCACUUGCAUCAACGUGAGAGACAGCCCUCCUCAUCUGCUGGUGUGUGGAAACAAAGACAGGAGGGUGAGGGUGUUUGACCUAAGAACCGGAUCCUCUGUGGUGUCCCUGUAUGCCCACCAUCUCGGCGUCACCUCAGUGCAGGUGGAUGACUGGAAGAUUGUGAGUGGCGGAGGCGAGGGAUUGGUGUGUGUGUGGGAAAUGAGGAUGGGAACUAAGCUGUGGGAGAUGCACAACAGGCAUCCUGUAAGGCAUGUACGUUUCAACACCAGCACCCUGCUAACAGCUAACAUUCCCGAUGACAAGUCACCACGAGGAGCCUGCAUCACAGAUGACGACCUUACAGCUCAUCGCAGACACAGAGGAGUUAUCUGCCACUACGACUUCUCUGAGGACGCGCUGUCACAGGACCACAUCCUCCCCAUCUGCAGGUCCGACUACACCGGAUCGUACGGCUACAACUACAACAUCAGCCUGGCGGUGCCCUACGACAGGCUGUCUGGUUCCCAUCCAUCUCACUGACAAGAGAGACUCUCUGUGUAGCUGAACAGACAAUAGUAACAUUCAUCAGCUUGGCUCUCCAAACUGCAGCGUCUGAGUUUCCCUUUUUAUAUAAUGCUUGUUGAAUCGAGACUUUUGGAAAUGAUGCAUGUUGAAAUCAGCUGCACAGAUAUCGCAAUGUUAGCCUUUUAAACCAUAACUGUAAAUUAUUUUUAAAAUA
Molecule: messenger RNA, 2304 nt
Organism: Melanotaenia boesemani (Boeseman's rainbowfish)
Lineage: Eukaryota; Metazoa; Chordata; Actinopteri; Atheriniformes; Melanotaeniidae
Gene: fbxw8
Product: F-box and WD repeat domain containing 8
Exons: 11
Coding region: 129-2105 (658 amino acids)
Cellular component (GO): preribosome, large subunit precursor
Molecular function (GO): protein binding
Source: RefSeq, a predicted model, not a curated record